Molecule: messenger RNA, 456 nt
Organism: Opisthocomus hoazin
Lineage: Eukaryota; Metazoa; Chordata; Aves; Opisthocomiformes; Opisthocomidae
Source: RefSeq, a predicted model, not a curated record
AUGUCCCUGCCCUGGAGGGACCCGGCUCGGGAAGGUGAAGAGAUCGACGUGGUGACAGUGGAGAAGAGACAAUCGCUCAGCCUGAGGAAGCCGGUCACCAUCACGCUGCGUGCCGACCCCUUGGACCCCUGCAUGAAACGCUUCCACAUCUCCAUCCACCAGCAGCAGCACAACGGCCCCGGCUCCGACAGCGAGGACGUGGCCAAGAGGAAAAACCACAAUGACCUGGAGCGCAAGCGACGCAACGACCUGCGCUCGCGCUUCCUGGCCCUGCGGGACCAGGUUCCGGGGCUCGCCAGCUGCCCCAAGACGCCCAAAGUCGUGAUCCUGAGCAAAUCCUCCGAGUACCUGCAGUCGCUCAUCAGUGCCGAGAGGAGGAUGGCAGCAGAGAAGAGGCAGCUGCGGCAGCGGCAGACCCAGCUGCUCAAACGGAUUGCUCACCUCAAGGGGCACUAG